Ochlerotatus camptorhynchus is the source of this 1915-nucleotide messenger RNA. It is a transcript of the gene nerfin-2, whose product is annotated as nervous fingers 2. Gene Ontology annotation, molecular function: RNA polymerase II cis-regulatory region sequence-specific DNA binding; DNA-binding transcription repressor activity, RNA polymerase II-specific. Bases 48 to 1859 code for a protein of 603 amino acids. Gene Ontology annotation, biological process: neuron differentiation; negative regulation of transcription by RNA polymerase II; regulation of cell cycle process. Lineage: Eukaryota; Metazoa; Arthropoda; Insecta; Diptera; Culicidae. The transcript has 3 exons. The record is from RefSeq and is a predicted model, not a curated record. Gene Ontology annotation, cellular component: transcription repressor complex; nucleus.
UGAUAGCGAAGCAAAAAAAAAAGACUAGUGAUGUGCUAAGUGCAAGGAUGAGUUUGCUUCAGGAUAGUCAGAGAAUGCUACCGUACAGUCCACAGCAGCAACAGCAGCAAUCGGAAGGCAACUAUUUCCAGCAGUUUCUGUACCCGCAAAAUCCCGUCGCCCUACCAGGAAUUCUGGGCAGCAGUGAGUACCAAAUCCCACUGGAUUUGUCCCUCCGACAGGGGAAUGUGCCAAUGACUCCACCGUCAACUCCGUCUCCGCCACGUAAACGAAGCCGAACCUUCGACGAGGAUGACUGGAAACUCAAACACGUCAACAGCAACGUCAAAUCCACGAACCAAUUCUCCGAUACGGUUUGCAUCGACAACAAGAAAUACUACGCCAACACGACCCUAACCUCAACCAACUCGCACUUCCGCUAUUUCGAUGAUUCGACCCGUUUACCACCGUUCAAGUCCCUUCAGCCAACUCCUUCCACUUCGACGGACGAAAAACCACCGGAUGAAUUCAUCGACAUCACCGGCCAGGAGGAUUCGACCUCGGCAUCCCGUCGAUCUCCGUCGUCGAACAUCGACGUCGAAUCACUGGACAACAACAUCGAGGAAGACGACGAAGACAGUCAAGAAUCGAUCAACAUCGUUGAUAGCGAAAAGGAAAACAGCGAGGCUGUCCUCAUAGAUGGCCAAAGAUGCUUUGAAAACGAGAAACUGCACCUUCAGGCGAUCGAAGGCUUCGCACGGCUUUUCGAGCAAAGUUUCGUCGGCUAUGACAGGCCAGCUACGGCGACGACGAAGGAUCGUCCGACGGGGAAAAACAACUCCCAUCGACCCAAGACGGAGCGACGGCGAAUCAAGACACGGAAGCAGUUGGUUGACGAGGAUAACACCAGUCCGGUGUCGGGGACGCUCAUCCGGAAGCUGCAGGAUGGGGAAGAGCUGGUGGUCCGCAAGGGUGACAUCGAUCCGGCGUUCAACGUCGUGGAAAUAACGGACGAAGCGAAGGAAAUUCUGUCGAAGAUCGAAAACAAGAUCGGUUCGUAUUUGUGUCAGCUGUGCCGGGCCUUGUAUGACGAUGCGUUCGGACUGGCACAGCAUCGGUGUUCGCGGAUCGUGCACAUUGAGUACCGGUGUUCGGAGUGUGAUAAAGUGUUCAACUGCCCGGCGAACUUGGCUUCGCACAAGAGGUGGCAUAAGCCCCGUGGUGGUGGUGGUGGUGGGGGAAGUGGAACAAAUGGGGAAGGAAAGAAGAAGGGCACCCGAUCGGGUAGUGUGGAAAAGGGGGACAAGAAGGAAGAUGAGUGCAUUGAAAUAGUGGAUAACGAAGGUGGUGAGCCGGCAGCAGAACCGACGGACGGACCGGAGGAGAACUUUGGAUGCAAUCAGUGCGGGAAGAGUUUUAGACGCCAAAGUUACCUGAAAAAGCAUCUCCAAUCACACCAAGCGAUGCAUGACCCACCGGGACGUCAUAACGGAUCCAGUUCCGGAAUGAUCAACGCCGCCACGAUAGCCCACCAAAAUGCAGCCGCGGCAGCUGCCCUCUUCUGUGGUCAAGCGCCUCCUCACACAGCCGCAGCCGGUUCUUCGUCCUCAGCGAACCAUUCGCUUGCCGGAGCAUUCUCACGAAGUGCCGCCGGUGGAUUGUUCCCAUUCGCUGCUGCUGCCUACGGAGUUCCCAGUGCUCACUUCCCGAAGGACGUCGCCAACUACUCCGAGCUGGAAAAGAGACGCUGGCAGUCCCUGAGCGAACUCUAUCUCCAACAACGGGAGCGACUGUCUGCCUUCCAGUACGUUAGACACCACCAGUACGAAGACUAUCUGAAAAGCUUUCAACCAUUCCACUUCGGUCGGGACAAAACAUGACAGAACGUUCUGCGACCAGUUCCGCGUCUAGCGGCACCCAUCUGGUCGCACAACCA